AGUGUUUAACCGUGUCAGCUUGAGGCUCGAGCUAUAGACACAUAAAAGAAGCAACGAACCAAACUCUUCAAAUUUUGAAACUGUUUCAUAAUUCAAACAUAAGAAGCCUCGAAAUUUGCUUAUAAUUUUUUUUCCCCAAUGUCUCACACUUUGCAAUUUUCGUUCUCUUCAAGUGCUUUCAGUUCUCUAAUGAAGGUGGAGAAGCUGAAGAUGAAGAGAGUUAGGCCUCGUUGCUUUCAAGUUCUAUGCUCUUCUGGGCAUUCCAGUUUCAAAGAUGAAGAUGAUGCUGAUAAUGGAGGAUAUCAGGGUUCAUCGCGGGUGAUAUUGGUGGAGAGAUAUAGCAAUGGUACUGCUAAGAGAUACGUAUUAGGAGAUGAUUUGAAGUUGCGAACCUUUCUUGUUGAGGAAGACAGGUCUACACCAUACAGGUUCCAGGAUUUGCAUUCUGCUGAUGAAAGUCUAUCCUGGCUUCCAAAGAUAAUAAAAGAUUUUAUACUACCAGCAGGCUUUCCUGGAUCAGUUUCAAAUGAUUACUUGCAUUACAUGUUAUUACAGUUCCCUACCAAUGUGACUGGAUGGAUCUGUCACACUCUAGUCACUUCAAGUCUCCUAAAGGCUGUUGGUGUUGGCUCUUUCUCUGGAACCACAGCAGCUGCUUCUGCUGCUGCCAUCAGGUGGGUCUCAAAGGAUGGCAUUGGAGCUAUUGGACGCUUAUUCAUUGGUGGGCAGUUUGGAAGUCUUUUUGAUGAUGAUCCCAAGCAAUGGAGAAUGUAUGCAGAUUUCAUUGGCAGUGCUGGCAGCAUUUUUGAUCUGACAACCCAACUAUACCCUGCCUAUUUCCUUCCUUUGGCAUCUCUUGGAAAUCUUACUAAGGCUGUAGCAAGAGGACUAAAAGAUCCUUCUUUUCGUGUGAUUCAAAACCAUUUUGCAAUUUCAGGAAAUCUAGGAGAGGUAGCAGCAAAGGAAGAAGUUUGGGAAGUUGUUGCUCAACUGGUUGGCCUUGGUAUCGGCAUAUUGAUUCUGGAUACACCUGGCCUUGUAAAAUCGUAUGGUGUACUUUCAUUAACUUGGUUGAGUAUGCGAUUUCUGCAUCUUUGGCUACGCUAUGAAUCACUUUCAGUUCUCCAGUUUAACACAAUAAAUCUAAAGCGUGCUCACAUACUGGUAAAAUCACAUGUGUUACACUCUACUGUUCCAGGAUGCACGGAUUGCAACAGAGAAGAGAAUAUAUUAGUUUGGUCGCAAUUCAUGAAGCCAAAAAUACUUUUUGGCUUGUCCUUGGAGAAAAUGAAUGGUGUGGAGAGAUCUCAUUUUAUGGUGGGGGCACUUCUAAAAUUAUAUGCAAGUGAGAAAUAUAUUCUUAUGGUGAAUCAGCAGAAAGAAGAUUUGAGGUUUUUUGUUUCUUUCAAGGUUGGAGCUACAAGUGCUUCAGUAUUGCGAAGUGUGUGGCAGGCUUUCUGGCUAAGUGAGAACUGGGAUAGCAAUGUUAAUGUUUGUGAUCAAAUUGCUAAUAGUCUAAUAGAAUUGGAAGAGAGGUUUGAGGAUUUCAUUCAAAAGUUGAAAGAUGCAGAAUGGGAUACCCAGCAAUUAAAUUUGAAGGUUCCCAAAGAAAUCUUAAUUGAUGAUAAUACCAAUCCUAUCUAAAUUCUUAAAGGGUGAAGCUGAGUUCUUUUAGUACAAAAUGAUAUGACCAUGAGGUCCUUAAGAGUUGAGGCAUAAAAUGUGAUCAGCCAAAUUGUACACUCUGUUAGCAGUGUUACAAGCAUUCAGAGCAAAAUAUCUAUUUUCACAUCACAUGAAGAUAUUCAACAAAGAGAGACAGAGUAUUUAUGGUGGCCAAUUGGCUUAUAGUCUUGACUCAUUGAAUACUGUAUACUGGCUUUGACACUGGCAUCUUACAUUCUUAGGGAGGCUCCUCUUGUAAAGAAUCUGUUCGCAAUUUUGUUCAAAACCUUUAUUGUUUUCAAUUUUAUUUUUUGGAGAAAGUUAUUCAUGCUUGGAAUUCAUUACUUCUGUUGGUGUACAGUUUGGUCAAUCCUGCUAUCUGUAGUCAACCAACUCAUUGUUUUGUCUUCAUAAAAAGUUCAAUGUUGGACCUUUUGAGAUAGAUGUUAAUGCUGAUUUAAUCAAAUUAUUUGUCCUUUUAAAAGA
This is a messenger RNA of Cajanus cajan (pigeon pea), 2151 nucleotides long. RefSeq names its product root UVB sensitive protein (Protein of unknown function, DUF647) (gene RUS5). The record is from RefSeq and is a predicted model, not a curated record. NCBI's taxonomy places the organism in Eukaryota, Viridiplantae, Streptophyta, Magnoliopsida, Fabales, Fabaceae.